AAAAGGGAGUCUACAGAACCACGUAAAACUCAGGCGGCCACAGUCCCGGCAGAUCCGUUCUACCCGUACGCUCUUCCGCCCGCGCCGCCGCCGCCGCCGCCCCUCCCCUCGCACACAGGAACCAGCACCCUCCAGUCUCCCGCGCUUCUCUUCCACCAGCCGCCGGGGCCUGCCUUUUAUAGUCGCCACAGCCAAUAAGCGUCCUCCUUUCCUUCUGCCCGCCCUCCCGGCCAAUCGCCGCGCCCCUUGUGUAAUUUUCGGCUCCUCGGCUGCUCUCGGUUAUUUUCGCUGUUGCUGGCUUUUUCAGGAGCUGUUCGCUUGCAGCCUGAGACGCUGCUUUUUUUCCGGGUUCGGAGCUGUUCCGGAUGCUUUAGGUUGCUGGAUGUCUGAUCUCCGGAUAACUGAGGCGUUUCUGUACAUGGAUUAUCUGUGUUUUAGAGCACUUUGCUGCAAGGGACCACCACCUGCACGACCAGAGUAUGACCUGGUGUGCAUAGGCCUCACAGGUUCUGGCAAGACCAGUCUGCUGUCAAAGCUGUGCAGUGAAAGCCCUGAGAAUGUCGGGUCAACCACAGGUUUUAGUAUAAAGGCAGUGCCAUUCCAGAAUGCCAUCUUGAAUGUAAAAGAACUUGGAGGAGCUAAUAAUAUCCGAAAAUAUUGGAGUCGCUACUACCAAGGAUCUCAAGGGGUAAUAUUCGUAUUAGACAGUGCUUCUUCAGAGGAUGAUUUAGAAACUGCUAGAAAUGAACUUCACUCAGCUCUUCAGCACCCACAGUUAUGCACUUUACCCUUUUUAAUAUUGGCCAAUCAUCAAGACAAGCCAGCAGCACGCUCAGUGCAGGAGAUCAAAAAAUAUUUUGAACUUGAACCACUUGCGCGAGGAAAACGCUGGAUUCUGCAGCCCUGCUCACUGGAUGACAUGGAUGUGCUGAAAGACAGCUUCUCUCAGCUGAUAAGUUUGCUGGAAGAAAAAGACCAUGAAGCUAUGAGAAUGUGAAUCCAGCAGAAAAAAGCGAGUUCAUAAAAGGCCUUGAACCUA
Molecule: messenger RNA, 1039 nt
Organism: Heterocephalus glaber (naked mole-rat)
Lineage: Eukaryota; Metazoa; Chordata; Mammalia; Rodentia; Bathyergidae
Gene: Arl15
Product: ARF like GTPase 15
Molecular function (GO): GTPase activity; GTP binding
Source: RefSeq, a predicted model, not a curated record